UCGCAGGCAGAUGUGGAUGUGCGUUAGGGUGCCGAUGGAGGAUGAAGAAAUAAUUAUUCUAAAUUAAAAUUACGAUACAGUGAACUAAUUUACCUUGAUUCAGUUAUAUUGUAAAUAAAAAAUAUUUUUUGAAAAUGUUUUCGUGCGUUCCUAGAUCGUUGUCAUGCUGCACAAACGCUAUAGGCUUGAAUAGAGCCGUUGCGUGUGCAUUGACGAAAUGCCCAAUGUUCCUAGAUCCAUCACUGGCACCAUGUCGGAAUUACCACGAGGUCACCGGCGAUAUCAUUUGCCCCAAUAUGGUGCGAGGCAUCGAUCAUCUAAGAGAUCCUCGCCUCAAUAAGGGUCUUGCGUUUACGCUAGAGGAGCGUCAAGCCCUCGGCAUUCAUGGUCUUUUGGCGGCCAAGUUCAAAACCCAAGAAGAGCAGUUGGAUAUCUGCAGAAUAGCCGUAGAUAGAUACGAGGACCAUCUGAACAAAUACCUCUACCUCGUCGAGUUACAGGACAGAAAUGAGAAGUUGUUCUUCCGUCUUCUCUCUGAGAAUAUUGAGAAGUAUUUGCCAAUAGUAUAUACGCCGACGGUCGGUCUUGCUUGCCAAAGAUUCGGUCUUAUCUAUAGGAGACCUAGAGGACUCUUUAUCACCAUCAACGACAAGGGACAUGUAUUUAAUAUUCUAAAGAAUUGGCCUGAACCAGAUGUGAGAGCUAUUGUGUUCACUGAUGGCGAACGUAUCCUUGGUCUGGGUGAUCUGGGCGCUUAUGGAAUGGGAAUUCCCGUCGGAAAGCUAUCGUUAUACACGGCACUCGCAGGCAUCAAACCCCACCAAUGUUUGCCGAUUACAUUGGACGUCGGCACCGACAACCAGGAUUUACUGGAGGAUCCACUUUAUAUCGGUCUCCGUCAGAAGCGCGUCAGAGGUCAGGAAUACGACGAGUUCAUAGACGAGUUCAUGGAGGCUUGUGUGCGGAGAUACGGCCAGAAUACGCUGUUACAAUUUGAGGACUUCGCGCUGGGCAACGCUGGUCGUCUGCUAGCCAAGUACCGCAACAAGUACUGCACGUUCAACGAUGACAUCCAGGGAACGGCCAGUGUCGCCGUCGCCGGGCUCAUGGCUGCCGUACGGGUCACCAAGCGGAAACUUGGCGAGAACAUAUACUUCUUCCUUGGAGCUGGCUCUGCAGCCAAUGGCAUCGCCAACCUUACGGUAGCGGCCAUGGUAGCAGAGGGUCUUAGUAUGGAGCAGGCUCAGGCGCGUGUGUACAUGUUCGACGUAGACGGGCUGCUGUCGACGCGCCGAGAAGGGGGCGUGCCCGAGCACGCGAAGGCGUUCGGGAAAGAUAUCGAGCCUGAGACAGACUUCGAGAAGUGUAUCGCUAAGAUCAAGCCCAGCUGUCUCAUUGGUUGUUCGACCGUGGGCGGAGCCUUUACGACAAACGUGUUGAAGCAAAUGGCCAAGAACAUCGAGCGGCCAGUGAUCUUCGCUCUCUCCAACCCGACGAGCAAGGCGGAGUGCACGGCGCAGGACGCAUACGACCAUACUGAUGGCCGGUGCAUAUUCGCGUCCGGGUCUCCGUUCCCGCCGGUCCAGUACAACGGGCGGGAGUACCUCACGGGACAAGGCAACAACUCGUACAUAUUUCCCGGAAUAGCUCUGGGCGUGAUCGCGACCGCCACACAUCACAUACCGGAGACUAUGUUCCUCACGGCCGCUAGAACUUUGGCGAACUAUGUGAGUGAAGCCGACUUGGCUCUAGGACGUAUAUACCCCUCUCUGUCCGAAGUGAAGGAUGUCUCGCUCGCGAUCGCAAUAGAAGUCGCCAAGAUGGCCUACGAUGAAGGUCUCGCAUCCGUGUAUCCGGAGCCGAAAGAUCUAGCGAAACAUGUCGAGAAUCAAAUGUACAACUACUAUUACGAGAGUUCGAUGCCCGCCGUGUGGGACUGGAAGCCAGAAGAAAAAUUCAACGUAAGACCCAUCCAGCCUGUCCCCAAGAAUAUCUAAACACUGAGGACUAAUCGCGACCAGCUCAGACGCGUCAUGGCUCUGGUCACUGGUGUCUGUAUGGUGUCUAGUUUGGUAGCUUACUGACUCCACGGUGACGCGACUGGUUGCGCCACCAUGGAGUCCCGCUAAAAUAUAGUCCUUACUGUUCCACGAUCUUAGAACUUUAUAUAUAGACAUCGGAUUAUAUGCGAGAAUAAUGUGGCAAAUUUGCAAUGCCUAUUUCAAUUGAAAAUUUUUGUUCGUUUUUGAUAUCAUGUCAAUAUUGUAAUGUAUUUAAUUGCAAGCACAUUAGAUAUUCCCUAAAGACUGAGAUCUAUAGAGUGUACAUAGACUUUACUAAGACUUUACUUACGUAAAACCUGAGUUGAGCUUACCGCAAUCUUUGAUUUAGUAUAUAUAGUCCGUAACAGCUGAGAUUAUGCUGAGCUUUUAAGCUAAGACAUACUUUAAGGGCGCGAUUCAUUUACUAUUAUUUUUCAACAAUAAUAACAAUAAAAAUAGAAACGAUUUUUUAUUUAAAAUUAAGUUAUACAUUAUUCCAAAUACCUUUUUUUUAAAUGUAAUAUUAUGUAGAAAAAAUUAUGGAACUAAACAUUAACAUUAGUGAAAUCUGAAUCCUUUGAUUUCCACAAUUUUAUGUAAUUCUACUACCAUCUUAAUUUUCUUGUAUUAUACGGGUACUUUAAAAUGUCGAACAACAGCUGUGUUGGCGCAAGGAAUUGUUGAUCUCUGUUAUUUUCCGCUUAAAGUCUAAGUUUUUCCUAAGUCGUUAUCUUAUUAUCGUUAUCGAUUUUUUCGCAUUCAAAGCAAUUUUUAUAAAUAUGGACUUACUUACUUUUACUGGCAGUCUAAGUACGCUUUUUAGUUCUCAGCCUUAGGAAUCGCAUAGCGAGGAUUCAUUGCGAUAUACCUUGUAUACCUUUGUGACGUGUUCGACUUAGCUAUUGUAACUGCGGGCUGGUGAACGCGGCUGUACAUCAAGUAUCAGUGACAGUGUUCGUCACUUAUACCCACAAAAGUCACCCGUGACUUUGUGACACCUCACUAACACAUAUUUUUAAGCAACACAUAGGGCAAACUUUUUCAUCACCAAGUAUUAAUCUAAUAGCGACCUUGCCAGAACACAAAAAAAAAGUCUUUAUUCAUAAUCUGGUAAUCCGAUCGCUACAUUCAUUGGUCUAAUUUGAAGAUUGCAUUAAAUUAGUUUUUUUUAUUCUGCACACAUAAUAUACACAUACUACUAUUUCUAUAAGUGUUAUAGAUAUUUGUGAACUGAAUGACGUCAGUGAAUUAUGGGAUUUACUGUUUUAUGGUAGUAGGAGGACAAAAGAGGAGUGAUUGUCAGACGGAAAGUGAUCACUGCCAAAUAAUUCAUAUGAGAUAUUUAUUCAUUAUAGUUCUUAAAAUUAAAAAACAAUGCAGAUAUAAUAUUAACGGUUUGAAUAUCAGAAAUAUGCAUAUAAUGCGAUGUCUAGGUAAGACUUGAUGUUGUUGAUGUGUGAUUAAAGUUCAAUGUCUGAAUACAUAUACAAAAAUAACCCAUGUUAAAUAUAAACUACUAGAAAAAAAAUUAGUAUACCCUUUAUCUUCUCGGAAUAUUUGUAGAACCAUAGUUAGUUAAUUUUUUUAUUUGCCCUGUCGUUCAGCCAUAGACAAAUUUACAUUUACACUGCAUUUAUGGUUCUGUUGUAUUAUUAAAUUACAGAAUACUAUAAAAAAUAUGUAAAAAUAAUCAUUAUGUCAAUGUAUGCAUUUUUCAAUUAGUAUAAUUAAUAUUAUGUCGUCGAAAGUUCAAUAUUUUUAAUAGCAAAGUAUCAAUGUACACGAAAAUAUUCUACAAAAUACCAGAGUAAGAAUAUGUUACAUUAAGAUUAAACUUAUUUUAUUCUGAUUUCACAGUAGUAAUAAUUUAAUUUUUUACAAGAGUUUUAUAUACACACGUGAUUCAAGAAAUGCAAGACGGUAAUAGUUGUCCGUACGUAAUAUUAUAAAAUUCGCGUCCAUAAUCCAAGUUCCGUAUUUUUAUUACAGAUAUAAUGUGUGUUUUGAUGGGAAUACCAUAGAUAAUUUUUACGUCUUGAUAGAGCACUUUGCUUUUAGACAACCGAUGAAGAUAGGCCAACUUUAUUACUUUAGUGUGCGUGACAAUCUACGUCUUACUCAAAAUAAAGAUUGACUAUGAACAUCAAUUUAUUUAGACGUUUUCCAAGCUGUCACGGUAUAUCUAGACGUAUUAAUGAUCUAAGGGGAAUACUUUAAACUUAUAAAAGAUGCUGUAAUGACUGCAUCCAGUUAGUAACAGUAAAGUUUCUACUUGAAUCAGUCUACUCAUUCAUAAUUAAAUAUGAAUAUUACUCUUAGAUGCCUAGUAAAUAGAGAAAUAAUCAAAAAUUUUCUUUCUCGUUUCUUCUAGAUCAUUCUAAUCUAUUCUAAUCUUUGUCGCGAGCUCUACAUCCUUUGACAACUGAUCUUCCCACCUCUCGAUAUGAUGUCCUUCUUAAUAUAUAUUAAAGUUCAUUAAUGAUAUAUUAAAAAAAGUGUGUGUGUACUUAUGUAUGCAUCCAAGAAGUUAUACUUCUUUGGCCUAACAAAGCAAAAUCCUUAAAAUUAUUUAUUCCUCAUGCUAUUUUACGUUUAUAGAAAGAACAAUAUUGUAAAAAUGUGGCAACGAUCGCUUGGUUUUUCAAUUAAUUAUUAAAUAACGAAUACGUCUGUACGGGCUUGAAUCCUUUGCCUAUCCUAAUAAUGGACGAAGAAGCAAAAAAAAAAAAAAAUAAGGAAUAUCGCAAAAGUCAGAAAAUUUUAGGACCCAACUUCACCCUGUUACUUUAGUGUUACAGUGAUGCGCGCGCAUCUUAAAAUUUCACUCUCGUCAUAGUUUCAUAACGCGCCUACAGAAGUAUUACUUCAAAAAGUUUUGGAUUUAUUUUGAAUUUUUCUAAUAACUUGAUUAUUUAUUAUAAUAUUUAUGUAACAAAGGCUUACACUAAUGCAAACAUUUUAACAUAAAUUAUCUCUUCUCGUAGUGUAGGGUGCGACUGUGUCCAAGAUAUUUUAUACAAAUGUACUUGAAACUGAAACUAGCGAUUAUUUUAUUACAAGCUUUAUCAACUAGUGUACUACAAUCGUAAUUUAUACCAAAUGGUGUUCAAUUUUAGACCAAUUUCUUUAGGACAAUCGUAAUAUUUGUAGCAAACAGAUUAUUUCAACGAAUAUUGAUUGCUGUUUGAAGGGGCAUUUAAUAAAUUGACUGAUUUACUCCCAUCCUUGCAUAAAUAACAGUAUGAUAAAGUAUUAAAUUUUAACGUGUGUGUGUCUGUAGUGUAACCAUAAAUUAAGACAAUGUUGUGUUAGUAAAUAAUUAUUGUAAUCGGAACUUGUUCCCAUAGUCACCCUCUAGCGCAACUAAACUUAUCGCUUGGGUAUAUCUUUUGUUCCCUAUUUGAGACUAAAGGUUGUAACUAAAAUAGCAAAUCUAUUGUCACUUCUACGUUCUAAUGUAAUUUAAGACGUUUUUUUUAAGUGUUUGACUAGUAUUAUUAAUAUCUUAUCUGUUUCCUAAUUUAUAUUUGAUUUAAGUAAAAAUGCUAUAAGCAUUAUGUGUGUGUUAGUUUCAUUUGAAUAUAUUUAUUAAAAUCGAAGUCUAGUCACCGCAGCAUUAUUAAAACGAUUAUAUAUUUUUUUUAUAAUUGCAAUUAGUUUCUUCCGAUCACAAAGACAGUGUUCAUAGAAUUGACAUUCUUUACCUCUGCACGUAUUUUUUUUAUUAUAAAUUAAGAUUAAUUUAUAUUAUUAAAUUUUAAAAUUAUGUUUAUAAUAUGUCUGCCUGUGCAACAUAGCUCUUAAUCCAUGCGAUUAAUUUGUACAACAUCUCAAUCACUAGUAUAUUAUCGUAUUUUCUUUGCAAUGUUUCAAUAUAUUUUGACUAGGACCGUUUUCGUAUUGCUUUCAGUAUUUUAGGAACAAAUAUAAUAGCUGGAAAGUAUUAAUAUAAUUAUGUUAAAAAUGUAAGUUAUUUUAGAGCUUGUGUCUAUUGAUACAUGUGAUUAUGUUGCUGUGACGAUCUAGAUAAUAUUAUGACUGUAUUAAACUAACAUGAGUUUGUAGUUAACGUUUUGUUUGUCAUCUCUGUUCUUAAACUAAUCUAUGUUCCGUUUCAUGUAUUUGUUUCGUUACCAGGGUUUCUACUUUAAGUGCAUUUUAGGUCAAUUAUUAAAGUUUUUUUUUUAUUUGUGAGACGUUCUCAAAUAAAAUGUUAUUGUAUGUUCGUAAUCAUAAUUGUUAAAUAAUAUAAUAUGAAUAGAUGUUAUUAAUUAAACAUGUUCGAACCAAA
Molecule: messenger RNA, 6333 nt
Organism: Leptidea sinapis
Lineage: Eukaryota; Metazoa; Arthropoda; Insecta; Lepidoptera; Pieridae
Gene: Men-b
Product: NADP-dependent malic enzyme
Exons: 12
Coding region: 135-1997 (620 amino acids)
Biological process (GO): pyruvate metabolic process; malate metabolic process
Cellular component (GO): mitochondrion
Molecular function (GO): NAD binding; malate dehydrogenase (decarboxylating) (NAD+) activity; malate dehydrogenase (decarboxylating) (NADP+) activity
Source: RefSeq, a predicted model, not a curated record